UCCCUUUCAUAUUUUAACUCAUUUCUUUUAAAAUUAAUUUGGGAUCAAUAAAAUGGUGUCUGUUGAUGAAUUUAGAAAAGCUAAAAGAGCUGAAGGUCCGGCAACAGUGUUGGCAAUCGGCACGGCAACACCUUUAAACUACGUCGAUCAAACGACAUAUCCGGAUUAUUACUUCCGCAUCACAAACAGUGAACAUCAGACUCAACUCAAAGAAAAAUUUCAGCGCAUGUGUGAGAAAUCAAUGAUAAAGAAACGUCACAUGCACUUGACAGAGGAGAUGUUAAAAGAAAAUCCAGACUUAUGUGCAUACAUGGCUCCUUCCUUAGAUGUAAGGCAAGAUAUGGCUGUUGUUCACGUACCCAAACUUGGAAAAGAGGCUGCUCUUAAGGCCAUUAAGGAAUGGGCCCAGCCCAAAUCCAAAAUUACCCAUUUAAUCUUUUGCACCACAAGUGGUGUGGAUAUGCCCGGGGCCGAUUAUCAGCUCACUAAACUUUUGGGCCUUCGUCCGUCGGUUAAAAGGCUCAUGAUGUACCAACAAGGAUGUCAUGGUGGCGGCUUGGUGCUCCGCCUUGCCAAAGACCUGGCCGAAAAUAACAAAGGGGCCCGUGUUCUCGUAGUUUGCUCUGAGAUAACUGUCGUGACCUUUCGUGGGCCUAGUGAAAAACACAUUGAUGGGCUUGUGGGCCAGGCUUUGUUUGGCGAUGGUGCGGCUGCUGUAAUAGUGGGCUCGGAUCCAAUACCUAAUGUUGAGAAGCCGUUGUUUGAAAUAGUCCAUACGGCCCAAACUAUAGUUCCGAACAGCGAAGGGGCCAUCGAUGGGCAUCUACGAGAAGCUGGGCUGACCUUUCAUCUCAUGAGAGAUGUUCCUAUGCUCAUAUCAGAGAAUAUUGAGAAGGGCCUUGUGGAGGCAUUUCAACCCUUGGGCAUUUCAGAUUGGAACUCCAUAUUUUGGAUUGUACAUCCAGGUGGACCUGCAAUUCUUGAUCAAUUAGAAUAUAAACUUGGGCUUGAGCCCAAAAAAUUUCAGUCCAGUAGACAAAUGCUUGCUGAGUAUGGAAAUAUGUCAAGUGCCAGUGUAUUGUUUGUUAUGGAUCACAUGAGAAAAAAGUCAGUCGAAGAUGGGCUUAAAUCGACUGGAGAAGGCUUAGAAUGGGGGGUACUUUUGGGGUUUGGGCCUGGGCUUACUGUUGAGACAGUAGUGCUCCACAGUGUGCUUAUUGGCUGAUUAGUCAUGCUGACUUGUCGAUAAGUCAAUAUUACUUAGUUGUAUUUCUUUCUUUUCUUAAUUGAUUUUCUUAAUUUCUUCAAUUUCAAUUCUACGUUCCUUUUGGUGCUUGUUUUCACUAUGU
Messenger RNA from Mercurialis annua (annual mercury), 1349 nucleotides. Its product is annotated as chalcone synthase-like. NCBI's taxonomy places the organism in Eukaryota, Viridiplantae, Streptophyta, Magnoliopsida, Malpighiales, Euphorbiaceae. The transcript is spliced from 2 exons. Gene Ontology annotation, biological process: polyketide biosynthetic process. The coding region runs from base 53 to 1225 and encodes 390 amino acids. Gene Ontology annotation, molecular function: acyltransferase activity, transferring groups other than amino-acyl groups. The record is from RefSeq and is a predicted model, not a curated record.